Molecule: messenger RNA, 1630 nt
Organism: Cuscuta europaea
Lineage: Eukaryota; Viridiplantae; Streptophyta; Magnoliopsida; Solanales; Convolvulaceae
Source: the annotation of a GenBank genome assembly
GUAAUUAGUGGGCUGCCUGUUUUUUCUUUAUUUAUACCUCUAGAUGUCAUUUUAAUGUAGAGUUUUUUAAUAAAUUAAUGAACCAGCAGUGAGUUUUCUUUGCACCAGAUUCAAUUUAAUAUGGCGACUGAUUCAAUUCAAGAAAAGAAAACCACAAGCAUAUCAGAUACGAACGUGUUUGGGAAACCCAUAACGGUGAAUGAAUAUGCGGACAGGGAAGCAAGAGCGAGCGCGGCGUACGCGCAGAUCGACGGCGACGACAAACGGAAGAAGGUCAAAGAUUACGUGCAGAACCUGAAGAAGUCUUUUGGGGACGGCGUUUCGGUUUUAGCCACCAUUUACAACGCCACCGGAGAGAACCUUUACUUCUCCACCUCCAAAGACUGGUACGGGAAGCUAUAUACCGACGGCGGGUCCUCCUACCCCAAGAUCAUCCAGAACGGGCAGUGGGCGGGAUUCUUGCAUAUCAAAAGCCCCUCUGUCCCUUCUGGCUCCGAAGCCGCCGUGGUUUACCGGGUCAAAGCCAAAGAGGGGGACGCCGGCGAGAACGCCGAUGUGGUGAUUGCUUGGGAUGAUUCUUGGGCUCCUGGUUCCAAUAAUAAGGUUUACACAGAAAUUGCGAAGACAGGAAGCUUAUCGGGUUGGGAUGAUAUAGGUAAGAAGAUCGGAUCAAUGUCAGCGGCGGAGAGCAGCUUUAACAUGAGACUCUACUCAACUGUUAGCAUUGCGCAGGACAGUUCUGCAAAUCUUGAGGCAGUCAUCACCGCUACUAAUUGAUAUACAUACAUAUCAUCCAUCAUUUAUAUUUGGUCAUCUACAUCUGCAUGCAUGCAUAUGCAUGCAUGGUGUUAAAUAAAUGCCGACGCAUCUAUAUACUACCUCCGUUCUUAAAUAAGUGCAACAUGUGAAAUUUUACACUAUUCACAUGUUCUACUUUGACUACAUUUUAUUUAUUGAUGUAUUAAUAUAUUUUUUUGAAAAAUAUAUUAUUAAAUUUGUCUCAUUGUAAAUUUUCAAAAACUAAUUUUUUAAAAUUUUUUACUAAUAGAGAAUUAUAUAUAUUGAUAGUCAAAGUGAUGUCUCGGCAAGUGUGAAAUGUUGACUGUUCAACUUAUUUAAGAACGGAGGAAGUAUAAGACUAUAUAACUGUGCGUACGUAGUUUAGUACUUAGCUAGUUAGCUUGUUGUUUGAGGUGGAAAAAUAAAAGGCACUAUGUAUAUAUACGUGCGUCACAGGAUUGAAAGGUGAACUAAACUGAGCACUAAUAAAAUUUGUUACGACACACAUAACGUUUAACCAGUCAUGUUUAACCAGCUUCAAACUCGAACACAAGCUAGAUUUUUAGUUCGAAGUGUUAUCCAAACAUAGCGAUAUUCGGCUUGACACAGACUUGAUCUAAGCCUGUUGAUCACUUAUAAGUUAAUUAUAAUUAAAAAUAAAUUAUACCCCGUAUAUCGUAAAAUUUAAACGUUGUUAGUGUGAUUUUAUAAAUUUACUAAUGAUUAUUAAAGAUUGAAGUAUGUAUUGAAUAAUUCAAACACGAAUCUAUCAAAGAGCAUAGUCUAACGUCUAAACUUUUAAAUUCAAGCAUGUUUAUCGCGCUUAUCAAGCAUUUGAAUUGAAAACGAA